GACAGGAAAAUCGGCGUUUUUUUUUCAACUUCGCGCCAUAAAGCCAUAAAGUUGAUAAAUGUUCGAUCAAAGUCUUGUUUACCGUGUUCCUUUUUCGUCGUCAUUGUAAUCGAAGUCGAAGUAUAUUUCGGCGAAAGUUAGCAAACAAUUUACAAUUAUGUGGACGAAAUGACUCGAAAAAUACCAUUUUUGGUGAGAUUUUGGCAUCCGGUGCCAUCACAAUGGAAAAUUCGCAUCCCUUUGUUCUAGUUCAUUAAUCUCACGAAUCAAAAUUUUCUGAAUUUCUACCUCAAAAUAAAAAUGUCUUCGUCGACGUCAGAAGCGGUCAAAGUGAUCGUACGAUGUAGGCCAAUGAAUAGCCGAGAAAUGGCCCUCAAGUGCAAGCCCGUGGUACAGAUGAACACGGAUAAAUGCACAUGCUCUCUAUUACACCCCGGAGAUUACUCAGCUCCCCCAAAAGUCUUCACAUUCGACGGCGUUUACAACGAAUCUUCAACGACAGAACAUAUUUACAACGAAAUUGCCUACCCUUUAAUAGAGAGUGUUCUAGACGGAUAUAACAGUACAAUAUUCGCUUAUGGUCAAACAGGCUGUGGUAAAAGUUUUUCGAUGCAAGGCGUGCAAGAACCGGAGAAUCAAAGAGGAAUAAUUCCUCGAGCUUUCGAGCAUAUUUUCGAAGCGAUUUCUUUAGCUGAUAACUAUAAGUAUCUAGUUUUGGCGUCGUAUUUAGAAAUAUAUAACGAAGAGAUACGCGAUUUAUUAGGUUUAAAUACCAAGAAAAGGUUGGAUUUGAAAGAAAGUCCUGACUCUGGUGUUUACGUCAGUGAUUUAUCAUAUCAUGCCGUUCAUAAUGUUCAUGAAUGUCAAAAGUUAAUGGAGCAAGGCUGGAGAAACAGAGCAGUUGGAGCUACGUUAAUGAACACCGAUUCAUCGAGAAGUCAUUCUAUAUUUACGAUAUCUGUGGAAAUGAUGCCUGUAUCUCAAUCUUUAGUCGAUUAUUGCUCACCGAUCAGACGAGGAAAACUUAACUUGGUUGAUUUAGCUGGAAGUGAGAGACAAGCUAAGACUGGAGCUACAGGAGACAGAUUGAAAGAAGCAACAAAAAUUAACCUAUCUUUAUCAGCCUUGGGUAACGUAAUCUCAGCCUUAGUCGAUGGUAAAUCCAAACAUAUCCCAUACAGAGACUCGAAACUAACCAGGCUUUUACAAGAUUCCUUGGGUGGUAACACGAAAACUUUAAUGGUGGCAUGUUUAUCACCUGCUGAUAAUAAUUACGACGAAACUCUUUCCACAUUAAGAUACGCUAAUCGAGCAAAAAAUAUUUGUAAUAAGCCUCACAUCAACGAAGACCCCAAAGAUACAAAACUUCGAGAAUAUCAAGAUGAAAUACAAAAAUUACGUCAGCUUUUGGAACAAAAUUCCAAUUUUCCUACCGCUCAAAAUAUAAAAGAUAUAAUCGGUGUUCCGGAUAGUAAUAAGAACUUAGAAUUCGAAAAAGAAGUGGAGAAAUUGAAAAAACAAUACGAGGAAGAAUAUUUAUCGAAAUGUCAAGUUCAGGCAGAUCUGCAUAGUUUGAAGAUGCGUUACGAAGAAGAAAUUUCCAAACUUAAUGAAAUAAAUGCUCAAAAAAACGCUGCUAAUGCGAAUAAUAAUGAACCAGUCGAUCAAAUUAUAUCAAACGAUCAACCAAAAACUAAUACUGCUCAAUUGGAAAUUCUCAAACGACUGGAGAAGUUACAAAACAGUAUGGUCGGUGGUGAACGAGCUAACGAUCGUGAACUGAAGGAAAAAAGACUGAAGAAGAAACGAGCUGCUGAACAACGACUGAAUACUUUGGCCAAAGUUUUAGCCAAGGUUGAAGAUGAAGAGGGACCUUUAGUAUUGAAAGUUUACGACGAUAUUCAAGAUGAAUUACGAGCUAAAACAGAAUUAUUACGAAAAUACAAACAAAAAGUUAAAGCUUUGGAUCGAGAAAUUCAAGACUUGCAAAGCGAAUUCGAAAACGAACGUACCGAUUAUUUAGAAACCAUUCGUAAACAAGAACGUCAAUUAUUAUUGUACAAUCAAAUACUAGACAAUCUGCUGCCAGCUUUAUCCAAAGAAUGUAAUUACAGAAAUAUCGAUAAAAUCAAAGAAGACGCUAAAUGGUGCGAAGAAUCUCAAUCUUGGGAUUUACCAACGUUAAUCAAUCCACGUAUAAAGUUCCCUCCAGCAGCUGGUGAUGUAAAUAAAAAAUUUCAACUGUCUCAGAAAACUGCACCUGCCAAAUUAGAAACCACCGACGCGUCGUCAUUGGCAUCGUGCGAAUGUUCAUCUACAUCUAGCGAAAAUCUUGUAAAUAUUUCAUCGUGUGAUGAUCAGCGAUUCCAAAAAUACGAUCUGGAAAAUUUCGCUGGUAAUUAUUUUAAACCACGACGAGCGACCGAAUUAUUAUUACAAGCGAGAGAAGAUGCUACGAAGUCAAUUAAUAGAUGGAAAGAUUGCGUUCAACAAUGUAAAACACAAGCAAAAAUGAAAGAGAUUUUUCACGAUAACGAAAUAAUUCUACCAAAUACGUUCAAAUCAAAACAAAACGCUCAAGAUGUAGAAAUGAACAACAGAUGUCGUUCUUGGACCGGUCAAUCGAGUCCAGUUACAUGGAUGACCGGAAACGUACGAAUUUCGCCGGAAAUGUUACCAAAGAAAGCAUCGAAAAUAGAUCUAUUACCGCUGAUACGCGAAAAACGAAAUUCUUUCGAAAGACUCUGAUAAUUUUUUACCAUUUAUGUACUACAGCAUUAGCAGUUACCAUAUUUAGAAUUUGGACGUUGAUAUUUUUUAAUUUAAUAUUUUUUUUUAUUCAUUUUGGAAAAUUAAUUUGCAAUAAAACCGAACUGAAAAUUAUAACUACGUUUUAUUUUACAUUUUUUCAGGAUAAAGGAUGUCUAAAUUAUCGUUUACUUGUUUACCCCAA
This is a messenger RNA of Planococcus citri (citrus mealybug), 2953 nucleotides long. It is a transcript of the gene Kif3C, whose product is annotated as Kinesin family member 3C. Gene Ontology annotation, molecular function: microtubule motor activity; microtubule binding; ATP binding. The transcript is spliced from 18 exons. Gene Ontology annotation, cellular component: microtubule associated complex. The record is from RefSeq and is a predicted model, not a curated record. Gene Ontology annotation, biological process: mitotic spindle organization; microtubule-based movement; spindle elongation. The coding region runs from base 301 to 2748 and encodes 815 amino acids. NCBI's taxonomy places the organism in Eukaryota, Metazoa, Arthropoda, Insecta, Hemiptera, Pseudococcidae.